UCGAAAUGGUGCGACUGCCCCCGUUCUUCACUACAAGCCAUUUGCAUGAGAAGUGGGCAGCAUUAUCAUGAUUAUGGAGCAGCAUUGAACGUCAAGAAAGCAACACUGAUCCCAACCCGAAAGCUACCAAAACGGCAGUAAAACCGAAGCAAGAUGAAGGUUCUACUAUUCGUUCUUCUUGCGACCAUCGUCGCCUCGCAGAAAAUAGCCCCGUUGCUAAAAGUUGCCGAUGCUAUUCCCGGACGUUACAUCGUCAAAAUCAAGGAAGGACACAAGAUUGAUGAUGUCAGGAUGAAAUUGUCUGGUGCAAACAUAACUCGCAAGUACAGCAAAGUAUUCAAUGGGUUUGCAGCCGAUCUCGGCGAUUCUUUAGUUGAAUGGCUCCGUGAAUCAGAAGCCGUUGAGUUCAUCGAACAGGACGGUGUAGUUCGGGCUAGCUCCGUAGCAUCAUGGGGUCUCGAUCGCAUUGACCAGCUCGAUCUCCCGCUUGAUGACAUCUACCAGUCCGAUAUUGGUGCCGGUAGUGAGGUAGAUGUCUACGUCCUCGAUACAGGAAUCAACUUAAACCAUACAGACUGGGAGGGCCGAGCGUCGUAUGGCAAGGAUACAGUCAACGGAGACUUUGACUCUGAGGAUUGCAACGGACAUGGAUCUCACUGCGCAGGUACUCUUGGAGGAACUCAGUACGGUGUCGCCAAAGCGGUGAAUCUCAUUGGAGUUCGUGUUCUUAACUGCAAUGGAAUAGCUCCAAUUUCCGUAAUUAUUGAAGGUUGUGAGUGGGUAAUAGGUGAUGUCACAGAGCACCCUCAGAGGCCAGCGGUAGCUUCCAUGUCGAUCGGAGCUGAUUUUAGCAGAUCAUUCAAUGAUGCUGUCAUUGCGAUGAUUGACGCUAAUAUCACAGUGGUUGUAGCGGCCGGAAAUGACAACGACUACGCCUGUUCGUAUUCCCCUGGAGGAGUUCUGCAGGCAAUCACAGUCGGAGCUACAGAUGUCAAUGACGCCAGAGCUUCUUUCUCAAACUAUGGCUACUGUGUGGAUAUCUUUGCACCUGGUGAGGAUAUUACGUCAGCAUGGUACGGUGCACAUGAUGCCAGUGAGACGAUCAGUGGUACCUCGAUGGCUUGCCCGCAUGUAGCAGGUGCUGCAGCAGCUUUACUUGGUGCUAACCCAAACCUCUUGCCCUCUGAAGUGAAGGAUACGCUUCAACUCAAAGCUGUGGCAGAUAAAGUAUCGGACGCAAAAGAAGGAUCUCCAAACUUACUCCUCUAUGUAGGGAAGGGGUCGGGAGGGGGCUACAUCCACGCAGGUUGCAAUCAGGUACUUAAUUCACCUUCUGGGACGGUCAUUAGCCCGUAUUAUCCCAAUUUUUAUACUGACAACAUGAACUGCGAAUACCUAUUGACGACGACCAAUGAGAAUGAAGUCAUCUCUCUUUCCUUUGAUACAUUCGACAUCGAGAGCCAUGCCGAAUGUUCGUACGAUUCACUGACGAUUUACGAUGGAGCGAGCGUAGAGGAUCCAGUGCUAUAUGUUUUAUGCGGCAAUACUCUUCCUGAUGCCUUCAUGAGUACUGGUAGUAGUUUGCUUCUUGUUUUCAGAAGUGAUAACUCUGUCCAAAAGAGAGGCUUCUCUGCGUCCUACCAAAGUUUACAGAUCGGAGUUUGUGGCAGCACUAUCAGCUCUGCAACAAGUCUCUUGACGUCGCCAAACUACCCUGAUACAUAUGGAAACAAUGCUGAUUGUUCUUUCACCAUCCACGCCCCUGUCGGUCAGACUAUCACUCUAUCUUUCGACGACAUCGAUAUAGAAGAUCAUGUUUCAUGCAGUGCAGAUGCAGUAGAGGUUCAUGAUGGUGAUAUGCAUGGUCCUUACCUUGAAAAAGUGUGUGGAAACACGAUCCCUACACCAAUAACUUCCACCAAGAACUCCAUGUAUGUAAGGUUUAUCAGCGACAAUUCAAUUACUAGGUCAGGAUUCAAGGCACUCGCCACUACCCAGUAAGGGUGUAGACACGGCCCGACUGGAUCAUAACAGCAUUAUCAUUAUCAUGAUGAGUAAUAUUUUAUUGAUAUAUGUUUUGAUAUGAAUGUGCAGUUUUACUUAAACAUUAUUAGAUUGGUUAUUUUUACAAAGCCCUGUGGGCGAAAAUUCUUUAAAAGGGCUGUCCAAGGAAUAUUCGUUGAAAUAUUUGAGCAGAUCUUUUGACUUUAUUUCAAAAGCUGCUAUUAUGUUGUUAGCCACACAAAAUUCUGAUAUCGAAAGAUUACCCGGAAAAAUGAAAAGAUCAUUCUGAACAAAUCGAAUAAAAUAUUGGCCUAUAAAAGAAACAAUAUCAAAAUGGGAAUAAUUCUUGGCAUAUUAUGUCAAGGAAUUAUUCCCAUUUUGAUAUUGUCCGAAUUUAGUGAAGAGACAUUACUUACUUGAUUGUAUUUUAAAUACAACUGGAACGUCAAUCAUUAAACAUCUAACAGGUACUUUUGUUUUAAGUUUGUCAUGCAGUCUAGAAUACCUGGGUGUUUUUUGCUGUUGAGUGUCGUUACCAUGGAAAUAAUACCAAUGGAUGGUAGGUUAACGUACUACUUAGUCGUAUUCAACAGGCUCCAAAAGGUCAGUUAUGGUAAUAUAUCUGAAGGAUACAUUGCUUUAAGGCAGUGGCAAUAAACUACUUAAAAUGAAGAACUUGAUUUGUGAAAUUUUUAGAGUGCUUUCAUGACGAGGCAUUUAUGUUUUUCCUAUUAAUCGAAAAUUCACUGGUGAUUAUGUUUCCCAUGUGCUCGUAUGGACAACAUACCAAAAUUAAAAUGAUUAUUUUUUUUUAAUAAAUAUAAAGUAAUGCA
Messenger RNA from Lytechinus variegatus (green sea urchin), 2837 nucleotides. Its product is annotated as extracellular serine proteinase-like. The transcript is spliced from 12 exons. Lineage: Eukaryota; Metazoa; Echinodermata; Echinoidea; Temnopleuroida; Toxopneustidae. The record is from RefSeq and is a predicted model, not a curated record. Bases 154 to 2001 code for a protein of 615 amino acids. Gene Ontology annotation, molecular function: serine-type endopeptidase activity. Gene Ontology annotation, biological process: proteolysis.